Panicum virgatum (switchgrass) is the source of this 963-nucleotide messenger RNA. RefSeq lists its product as uncharacterized. Lineage: Eukaryota; Viridiplantae; Streptophyta; Magnoliopsida; Poales; Poaceae. The record is from RefSeq and is a predicted model, not a curated record. The coding region runs from base 1 to 963 and encodes 320 amino acids. The transcript is spliced from 3 exons.
AUGGGGAUUUUUGUUGCUCUUCGACCAUGUGUUGAUGGAUUCUUGGCUGGUUGCAUACUUUUUAUUGGGAUAGAUGCUUCCUGUUUGACUGGUAAAUACAAGGGUCAGUUAGCUUCAGCUACUGGUGUGGAUGGACGCAAUUGGUUGUACCACAUAGCUUAUGGAAUUUUCGAGUCAGAAACUGAAGAUAGCUGGAAAUGGUUCAUGGAGCAGUUUCAUAUGUCUAUAGAAGAUGUUCCCAAUCUGGUUAUUAGUACAGAUGCUUGUAAAGGACAAGAGACUGCAGUGGGGGCUAUCUUCCCACAAGCUGAAAAUAGAGAGUGCAUGGGCACUUCUAGAAGCUACACACAAGGGAUGUUUCAGUGGCACAUGAAGAAAAAUUUUGAGUUUGCUCCCGCUGCAAUUGAAUACCUUGAACAGCACCACAAUAGGAUCUGGUACAGGUGCAGAUUUUCAGAAAACAGCAAGUGUGACUACUUGAAAAAUAAUGUUUCAGAGAGCUUCAAUUCACAAAUAAGAAAGUUCAAAGGUUUGCUACUGCAUGAAUUAGUUGAUAGAAUAAGUGACCUCAUCAUGGAGAAGAGAUACACUAAGAAAAUGCUUGCUAGGCAGUGGACAGAUGGAAUACUUCCAAAUGUAAAGAAGGAGCUGAACUUGAUCACUCAUAACCUCAAAGUGGUCAAGGUAGUUACUAGUAAUGUUGAUAUUGCUGAAGUAACCAUCUUGGAUGAUUGGAACAAUCAGAGAAGGCACACAGUUGACUUGCACAACCGUAAGUGCUCGUGUGCACAACCCAAACAAGCUGAAUUAGGUGAUGAAGCUGAAGCUGGUCCCUCCCAAACCAAGAAACAAAAAGUUCAGAGGAAGAAGAAGACACCCAAGAAGAAGAAGGCUAAGAAGGCUGCAGCUGACCCACCUACUACUGUUGUUAGUAGCAUUAGGAGACUAGUCUUUCAAGACUAG